Molecule: messenger RNA, 471 nt
Organism: Saccharomyces cerevisiae S288C
Lineage: Eukaryota; Fungi; Ascomycota; Saccharomycetes; Saccharomycetales; Saccharomycetaceae
Gene: NHP2
Product: snoRNA-binding protein NHP2
Exons: 1
Coding region: 1-471 (156 amino acids)
Biological process (GO): rRNA pseudouridine synthesis; ribosome biogenesis; snRNA pseudouridine synthesis
Cellular component (GO): nucleolus; ribonucleoprotein complex; box H/ACA snoRNP complex
Molecular function (GO): RNA binding; box H/ACA snoRNA binding
Source: RefSeq, marked reviewed
AUGGGUAAAGACAACAAGGAACAUAAGGAAAGCAAAGAAAGCAAAACCGUAGACAACUAUGAGGCCAGAAUGCCUGCUGUGUUGCCAUUCGCUAAACCAUUGGCCUCUAAGAAACUAAACAAGAAGGUCUUGAAGACCGUGAAGAAGGCUUCCAAGGCCAAGAAUGUUAAAAGAGGUGUCAAGGAAGUUGUCAAGGCCUUAAGAAAGGGUGAAAAAGGUUUAGUCGUCAUCGCCGGUGACAUUUCUCCAGCUGAUGUUAUUUCCCACAUCCCAGUCUUAUGUGAAGAUCACUCUGUCCCAUACAUCUUCAUACCUUCAAAGCAAGACUUAGGUGCCGCUGGCGCUACAAAAAGACCUACCUCAGUUGUCUUUAUCGUCCCAGGUAGCAAUAAGAAAAAAGAUGGAAAAAAUAAAGAAGAAGAAUACAAGGAAUCUUUCAACGAAGUUGUCAAAGAAGUUCAAGCUUUAUGA